This is a messenger RNA of Athalia rosae (coleseed sawfly), 1913 nucleotides long. RefSeq names its product venom protease-like. Gene Ontology annotation, biological process: proteolysis. The record is from RefSeq and is a predicted model, not a curated record. The transcript is spliced from 6 exons. NCBI's taxonomy places the organism in Eukaryota, Metazoa, Arthropoda, Insecta, Hymenoptera, Athaliidae. Bases 96 to 1259 code for a protein of 387 amino acids. Gene Ontology annotation, molecular function: serine-type endopeptidase activity.
UAUAACGUGUGGUGGGGAUUUGGAGUUGUAAUAGCGGAGUGCUUUACGUUUCCACAUCACUGUUCGUCGUCGCGGACUCAGAAGUGGUGUCCAAGAUGAUUCUCCCGGUUCUUUUCAUUCUCUACUUUGCGACUUUAGCCGAUUCGGCUUACGAAGGUGAAUCCUGCAGUCUUACGGACGGAAGCACCGGAAUCUGCGCGCUCUUGAACAACUGUCAACCGGUGCUUCAGGAAUUGAUGGCCGGAAAUGCGCCGGAUAAAUUAUGCGGAUAUGCCGGAUUCGAGCCGAUCGUAUGCUGUCCGACGAGUAGACCGACGACUACGUCAACGCGACGUCCUACCAUCACGGAAACUCCGACUGGCGAUGGGAGAGGUGCGAUCGCCAGACAGAAAUGUGCCGAAUACGCCACGUACGUUUACGCGCUGGUGUAUCCGCCGGUGUUAACGAUACACCGAGAGAAGGUCAACGUUUCGCAGUGUGGAUUUAAGAUCCAGAAACUUGUUACGGGUGGUAAGAAAGCCGAACGAACGGAAUUUCCGCACAUGGCUGCUGUCGGUUACAAUUUGGAUACGGCGGGUAUAGGAUGGUACUGCGGAGGUACGCUUAUCUCGGAAAAAUUCGUACUCACCGCAGCUCAUUGCACGUACUCGACGAUGUGGGGUGACGCGUCGUGGGUGCGUGUCGGAGAUUUGAACUUGGAAAGAACGGACGACAGAGCGAUGCCGGUGGACCGGCGGAUCAUCGAAAGGAUCAGACAUCCCCAAUACAGACUUCCGUCCCAAUAUCACGACAUUGCCCUUCUCCGACUCGAGUCUCGCGUGACUUUUAACGCGUGGAUAAGACCGGCUUGCCUGCACACCGCACCGGUAACCGGUACCCGAAGCGCCAUAGCGACCGGAUGGGGUCGCGUUGACUGGGCCGACGACGAAGGUUCGAUGGACCUCUUGAAGGUCACGCUUCCUCUCGUGAGUCAGGAGAGCUGCAACAGGAGUUACACUUCCGGUACAGUGGAUAACAAACUUCCGAACGGAAUAGUUGGACAAACGCAGUUGUGCGCGGGAGAACUCGGAAAGGAUACUUGUCAGGGCGACAGCGGCGGACCUUUGGUGAUAUACAGUAACAAGGAGUAUUAUUGCAUGUACGAUGUUAUCGGAGUUACCAGUCUCGGAAGAUUAUGUGGAAGCACUAUCCCCGGAGUUUACACCAAGGUUUACCACUACGUAUCCUGGAUAGAGUCCGUAGUUUGGCCGAGCGGAUAAAUUAGUUGUACAUGACAUGAAAUCGUUUGCUCGAUCGGAGUGUAAUCUGUGUAUAAAUACACGGUUGAGUCUCGUGCCGAAAUAGUAAGAUGAAUAAUAAAUUUAAAUCAAUUCUGUAGCGGAAAUUGAGCGGAGUGUUCGCUAGUUUGUUGAUAAUGUAAUAAGCAUGAUUGAUUGAUUGGGGGGGGGGAGAGGGCCGGAUUGAAUUGACCGGAGGCAAUAUUCGUUCUAAGAUGACAAUAUCGCGUUCUGAUCUUUUGACAUCGGAAAUCUUCUAAUUUUCGUUCACGUUGUUGAACCUCAAUCGAUUAUUCUUAAUGAUGUAGAACGAGUGUAGGUAAAGUAGAUGUAUUUAUGGAACAUUUAAUUUUAAGCAUAACAUUACCAUAGUCUUUAAGAAUUUAAGCACCCUAUUAUUAUCGCAUUGUGAUUCUUGGCAGGCAUAUGAAAAACCUGACAAUUAUAACUGCCGUAUGAUAUUGUAAAUAGUUGAAUAGUUAAAGAAUUUUAAUGGAUUUCAUAACUCGAGACUCAAUACAUUCAAAUAUUCCUGACUAUAAUUCAAUUCGUCACGACGUUUUGAUAAAUUAGUAUUCAAGUGUCGCAGUAUCACUGUGUUGUAUUCAAACAAUAAAUUUUAUAUGAUUUAAUUAA